Messenger RNA from Andrographis paniculata, 3223 nucleotides. RefSeq names its product cellulose synthase A catalytic subunit 8 [UDP-forming]. The record is from RefSeq and is a predicted model, not a curated record. Gene Ontology annotation, cellular component: plasma membrane; trans-Golgi network. Gene Ontology annotation, molecular function: cellulose synthase (UDP-forming) activity. Gene Ontology annotation, biological process: cellulose biosynthetic process; plant-type primary cell wall biogenesis. Lineage: Eukaryota; Viridiplantae; Streptophyta; Magnoliopsida; Lamiales; Acanthaceae. The transcript is spliced from 12 exons. The coding region runs from base 124 to 3057 and encodes 977 amino acids.
GUUUCUAUUGAGUCUUCAUUAAGAAAUGGUCUUGUCUUCUUUGUAGGUUUAUCUUCUCCAUUACACUAGCAUCCAUACAUAUAUACUGCAGCAGACCAAGAAUUUCUGGGGUGACAAGCAAAGAUGAUGGAGUCUGGGGUUCCCAUGUGCCACAUUUGUGGCGAGGAGAUCGGAUUGAACUCGAAAGGGGAAGUGUUCGUGGCCUGCCAUGAAUGCAAUUACGCCAUCUGCCAACACUGCCGUGACUAUGAAGCAAAGGAAGGCCGUAACGCCUGUGCUCGAUGCGGAACCUCUUAUGGCCAUGGGCCUGAAGUUUCAGCUGAAGCUCCAAAUCCUGUUCCUGCUGCUGCAAACAACGCUCAGGAUAUGGGAAUUCAUGCUAGAAAUGUCAGUACUGUUUCCACAGUGGACAGUGAGUAUUUGGAUGACUCUGGGAAUCCGAUAUGGAAGAACAGAGUGGAAAGUUGGAAAGAAAAGAAGAACAAGAAGAAGAAGGCUGCAAAAAAGGAUAAAAAAGAAGCACAAAUACCAGCUGAGCAGCAGAUGGAAGAAAAACCACAGUCUGCAGACGCCGCACUUCCACUUUCCAGAGUAUUUCCCUUACCAAAAACUCAGCUUACAACAUACAGAACAGUGAUCAUUUUGCGGUUGAUUAUCCUCGCCUUUUUCUUCCAUUACCGUGUGACGCAUCCUGUCGAUAGUGCCUUCGGUCUAUGGCUCACUUCAGUCAUUUGCGAAAUCUGGUUUGCAUUUUCAUGGGUGCUCGAUCAGUUCCCCAAGUGGACUCCUGUAAAUAGGGAGACUUAUGUCAACAGAUUAUCGGCAAGGUAUGAGCGCGAAGGUGAACCAUCAGAGCUCGCAGCCGUGGAUUUUUUUGUCAGUACCGUUGAUCCCCUGAAAGAACCUCCCCUGAUAACUGCAAACACUGUUCUAUCAAUCCUCGCGGUGGAUUAUCCUGUUGAUAAAGUCUCUUGCUAUGUGUCGGACGAUGGCGCAGCUAUGCUUACCUUCGAGUCUCUUGUUGAGACAGCUGAUUUUGCGAGGAAAUGGGUGCCCUUUUGCAAGAAGUUCUCCAUUGAGCCACGUGCCCCUGAGUUUUACUUCUCGCAGAGAAUCGAUUACCUAAAGGAUAAAAUACAGCCUUCCUUCGUCAAGGAACGAAGAGCCAUGAAAAGGGACUAUGAAGAGUAUAAAGUACGGAUAAACGCUCUGGUAGCGAAGGCGCAGAAAACACCAGACGAAGGCUGGACGAUGGCAGAUGGGACACAAUGGCCCGGAAACAACACUCGCGAUCAUCCUGGCAUGAUUCAGGUGUUUUUAGGCAAUACUGGCGCGCAGGAUAUAGACGGGAACGAGCUUCCUAGGUUGGUUUAUGUCUCCAGAGAGAAGAGGCCUGGCUAUCAGCAUCACAAAAAGGCUGGUGCUGAAAAUGCUCUGGUAAGAGUAUCUGCCGUGCUCACAAACGCGCCGUUUAUUCUCAAUCUUGACUGCGAUCACUACGUCAACAACAGCAAGGCGAUUCGCGAGGCUAUGUGUUUCUUAAUGGAUCCUCAAGUGGGUCGGGAUGUUUGUUACGUGCAGUUCCCCCAAAGGUUCGAUGGGAUUGAUAAGAGCGAUCGAUAUGCUAAUCGCAACACAGUUUUCUUCGAUGUUAACAUGAAAGGCUUAGACGGCAUUCAAGGUCCAGUCUAUGUUGGGACAGGCUGUGUCUUCAACAGACAAGCACUUUAUGGAUAUGGACCGGCAUCCUUGCCGAGCAUACCUAAGAGAUCAUCAUCGGGCUCAUGCUGCAGUAGCUGUUGUUGCUGCUGUCUUCCAAAGAAGCAUGCGAAAGAAAAGGAUCUUGCCGAGGUUUACCGUGACGCUAAAAGGGAAGACCUCAACGCUGCCAUCUUCAACCUCAGGGAAAUCGACAACUAUGACGAGCACGAAAGGUCAUUACUCAUCUCCCAAAUGAGCUUCGAGAAAACCUUCGGCUUGUCCACAGUCUUCAUCGAAUCUACACUAAUGGAGAAUGGAGGAGUUGCCGAAUCUGCAAAUCCAUCUACGCUGAUAAAAGAAGCAAUUCAUGUCAUCAGCUGUGGCUACGAAGAAAAGACGGCCUGGGGUAAAGAGAUCGGUUGGAUAUACGGCUCGGUCACUGAAGAUAUCCUGACUGGAUUCAAAAUGCAUUGCCGUGGAUGGAGGUCGAUUUACUGUAUGCCUUUAAGGCCGGCGUUCAAGGGAUCGGCUCCGAUCAACCUUUCCGACAGGCUGCACCAGGUGCUCCGAUGGGCGCUGGGAUCGGUGGAAAUUUUUCUCAGUCGACAUUGUCCUUUGUGGUAUGGAUUUGGCGGCGGCCGCCUGAAAUGGCUCCAACGGCUUGCGUAUAUCAACACCAUCGUCUACCCUUUCACGUCCCUCCCACUCGUUGCCUACUGCAUUCUGCCGGCGAUCUGCCUCCUCACCGGAAAAUUCAUCAUCCCUACGCUGUCGAAUCUGGCAAGCGUCCUGUUUCUGGGGCUCUUCCUCUCCAUCAUCGUCACCAGCGUCCUGGAAUUGAGGUGGAGCGGCGUCAGCGUGGAGGCGCUGUGGCGGAACGAGCAGUUCUGGGUGAUCGGCGGCGUGUCGGCGCAUCUGUUCGCCGUUUUCCAGGGGAUCCUGAAAAUGCUGGCGGGUCUGGACACCAAUUUUACGGUGACGGCUAAGGCAACAGACGAUACAGAGUUCGGGGAGCUGUAUGUGUUCAAGUGGACGACGGUUCUGAUCCCUCCGACCACCAUUCUGAUCAUCAACCUCGUCGGAGUGGUGGCCGGAUUUUCAGACGCGCUGAACAGUGGGUACGAGGCAUGGGGGCCUUUGUUCGGCAAGGUAUUCUUCGCCUUCUGGGUCAUCCUCCAUCUCUACCCAUUCCUUAAAGGGCUGAUGGGCAAACAGAACAGGACUCCCACCAUUGUUAUCCUCUGGUCUGUGCUCUUGGCCUCGGUUUUCUCGCUCGUCUGGGUCAAGAUCAACCCCUUCGUUAGUGUUGAUGAUUCCUCCACACUUGCUCAAAGCUGCAUCUCCAUUGAUUGUUAAAAGUCUGGUUUUUUUGGACGUGAUUAAGUUUGAUUGUGCAAGAAGAUGAUUGAUGAUCGUAUUUGGUAGUUAAUCGAUUUGCAUAAACUUCUUGUUGUUUGUACUCUAAGCUACACAAUGAUUCAAUCAAAAGCUAUCUAGCACUUGAACGAGUUGUUCGAUAUGA